CAAAGUCUGCCGUAAUAAGAAAGGUCAUAGAAGAAGACUGGCGCAGUCACGGAACAACAGCUAAAUACUAGCUUACCUAGCUAUUAUGAUGGAUAGCAUGAGUUAGUAAACCUGUGGUAAACUAAUCCUCAAAAUAUGACAUCGUAAAUGUGAACGGAAGAAGAAACACUAAGGCUACAAGCUCUGAUAGAUGCUGACAGCAACCAUCCAGGAUGUAUGCUGUGUACAGACAAGCCCACACCCCCACUGCAGUGGAGUUCUCGGUCUACUGCAACUUUAUAUCCAGUAAGGAGAAGAAUUUGGUCAUUGCUGGAACAUCUCAACUCUUUGUCUACAGGAUUAUUCAUGAUGUGGAGAGUACAUCAAAGGCUGACAAGUCUUCAGAUUCCAAAUCUCGUAAGGAGAAGCUGGAGCAGGUGGCAUCUUUUUCUCUUUUUGGUAAUGUUAUGUCCAUGGCCAGUGUGCAGCUUGUAGGAGCCAGCAGAGAUGCACUCCUUCUCAGUUUCAAAGAUGCCAAGUUGUCUGUAGUAGAAUAUGACCCUGGCACACAUGACCUCAAGACACUGUCUCUUCAUUACUUUGAGGAACCCGAGCUCAGAGAUGGCUUUGUCCAGAAUGUACAUAUUCCCAUUGUCCGUGUCGAUCCAGAGAAUCGCUGUGCUGUAAUGCUUGUUUAUGGUACCAAGCUUGUAGUGUUGCCAUUCAGGAAAGACACACUGUCUGAUGAACAGGAGGGUGGAGUUGGAGAAGGACCUAAAUCCAGCUUCCUACCCAGCUACAUCAUCGAUGUCCGCGAACUGGACGAGAAGCUGCUAAACAUCAUCGACAUGAAAUUCUUGCAUGGCUACUAUGAGCCCACAUUGCUCAUCCUGUUUGAGCCCAACCAGACAUGGCCUGGGCGCGUGGCUGUGCGUCAGGACACUUGUAGCAUUGUGGCCAUCUCUCUCAACAUCAUGCAGAGGGUCCAUCCUGUCAUCUGGUCCCUCAGCAAUCUGCCCUUUGACUGUACACAGGUCAUGGCUGUUCCAAAACCCAUCGGUGGUGUGGUAGUGUUUGCUGUGAAUUCAUUGCUGUAUCUGAACCAAAGUGUUCCACCAUAUGGAGUUUCUUUAAAUUCUCAGACAACUGGGACUACAGCCUUCCCACUGCGUGUACAGGAUGAAGUGAAGCUCACGCUCGACUGUUCCCAGUCAGAUUUUAUUGCCAGUGAUAAAAUGGUCAUCUCAUUGAAAGGAGGAGAAAUUUACGUGUUGACCCUCAUUACCGACGGCAUGAGGAGUGUUCGGGCUUUCCACUUUGACAAAGCAGCUGCCAGUGUCCUCACAACUUGUAUGGUGACCAUGGAGCCUGGCUACCUUUUCCUGGGUUCACGCCUUGGAAAUUCUCUGCUCCUGAAGUACACAGAGAAACUUCAGGAGACACCACUGGAGGAGGGCAAAGAAAAGCAGGAGAAAGAGAAGGAUAAAGAGAAACAGGAGGAACCACCAAACAAAAAGAAGCGAGUCGAUUCUUCUACCAACUGGACUGAUGAGGUGGAUGAGAUAGAGGUAUAUGGAAGUGAGGCCCAGUCAGGCACUCAGCUGGCCACCUAUUCCUUUGAGGUGUGUGAUAGUAUACUCAACAUUGGACCUUGUGUAAAUGCCUCUAUGGGGGAGCCUGCUUUCUUGUCUGAAGAGUUUCAGAGCAACCCUGAGCCUGACCUGGAGGUUGUAGUGUGCUCUGGUUACGGCAAGAAUGGUGCACUGUCUGUGCUUCAGAGAAGUAUCCGACCCCAGGUAGUCACUACGUUUGAGUUGCCAGGUUGUCACGACAUGUGGACAGUCAUCGCAAGUGAGGUCAAGGAAGACAAAAAAGCUGUAAAAACCGAUGAAUUAGAGGACGGGGUAGAGACUGAAACUGGUGACGAUGGUGACGAGGGAGAAAAGGAGGAGGAGGAGAAGGAUAAAGAGGAGGAGGAGAAGACCGAGCCUCCCCUGGAGGAUGAUAUGAAGAAGCACGGUUUUCUCAUUCUGAGCAGAGAAGAUUCAACCAUGAUACUUCAGACUGGUCAGGAGAUCAUGGAGCUGGACACCAGUGGUUUCGCCACCCAGGGUCCCACUGUGUUCGCUGGAAACAUUGGUGACAAUAAGUACAUCAUCCAAGUCUCCCCCAUGGGGAUCCGGCUGCUGGAAGGAGUGAAACAGCUCCACUUCAUCCCCGUGGACCUGGGCUCUCCCAUAGUGCAUUGCUCCAUAGCCGAUCCUUACGUGAUAAUCCUGACUGCAGAGGGGCAGGUCACCAUGUUUAUGCUGAAGACUGACUCGUACAUGGGAAAGGCACAAAGGCUGGCUCUGCAGAAACCACAGAUCCCCACUCAAGCACGUGUGAUCACACUGUGUGCGUACCGAGACGUAAGCGGCAUGUUCACCACAGAAAACAAAGUGAGCUGCUCUGUCAAAGAGGACACUUUUUUCAGGAGUCAGUCUGAAGCAGAGACCGUCAUCCAGGACCUCAGUAACACAGUGGAUGAUGAAGAGGAGAUGCUGUAUGGAGACUCCAGCACUAGUGCAGCGUCUGCAAAGGAGGAAAUCAGCCGCGGCUCUGUGGCACCAGCACCCUCUGGAAGUGAGGGAAGCCCGAGCAAAGCAGAGCCCACACACUGGUGCAUGAUCAUCAGGGAAAAUGGUGUCAUGGAGAUUUACCAGCUGCCAGACUGGCGGCUGGUGUUCCUGGUGAAGAACUUUCCUGUUGGUCAGAGGGUGCUGGUUGACAGUUCCUCUGGCCAAUCGGCAACACAGGGGGAGGCUAAAAAGGAAGAAGUAACCCGUCAAGGAGAUAUCCCAUUAGUCAAAGAAGUAGCUUUGGUUUCACUUGGCAACAAUCAUAGCAGACCAUAUUUACUGGUCCAUGUGGAGCAGGAGCUUCUGAUCUAUGAAGCAUUCCCAUACGAUCAACAGCAGCCACAGAACAACUUGAAAGUCCGCUUCAAAAAAGUGCCCCACAACAUAAACUUCAGAGAGAAGAAAUCGAAGCUUAAGAAGGACAGGAAGGCAGAGAGCGGCGCAGCCGAGGACGGUUCAGCUGUGAAAAGUCGCAUUACCCGGUUCCGAUACUUCGAGGACAUUUCUGGAUACUCAGGGGUGUUUAUCUGUGGGCCAUCUCCUCACUGGAUGCUGGUCACCUCUCGGGGGGCGAUGAGGCUUCACCCUAUGACCAUUGAUGGCUCCAUUGAGUCUUUCUCCCCUUUCCAUAACAUCAACUGCCCCAAAGGUUUUCUCUACUUCAACAAACAGGGUGAGCUGAGGAUCAGCGUUCUGCCCACCUAUCUGUCCUAUGAUGCCCCUUGGCCAGUCAGAAAAAUCCCACUGAGGUGCACCGUUCACUAUGUUUCCUACCAUGUCGAAUCCAAGGUGUAUGCUGUGUGCACCAGUGUGAAAGAACCCUGCACUCGCAUCCCAAGAAUGACUGGAGAGGAGAAGGAGUAUGAAGUCAUAGACCGAGAUGAACGCUACAUUCAUCCUCAGCAGGAGAAGUUCUCCAUCCAGCUCAUCUCUCCAGUCAGCUGGGAGGCCAUUCCCAACACAAGGAUUGACCUGGAGGAGUGGGAACAUGUGACCUGUAUGAAGACGGUGGCAUUGAGGAGUCAGGAGACUGUGUCCGGACUGAAGGGCUACAUCGCAGCAGGGACCUGCCUGAUGCAGGGGGAGGAAGUCACCUGCAGGGGCCGGAUUUUGAUCCUGGAUGUGAUUGAAGUGGUGCCAGAGCCAGGCCAGCCCCUCACCAAGAACAAGUUCAAAGUGCUGUAUGAGAAGGAACAGAAGGGUCCAGUGACAGCGCUGUGCCACUGCAACGGGUACCUGGUGUCAGCCAUUGGACAAAAGAUCUUCCUGUGGGUUCUGAAGGACAAUGAUCUGACCGGCAUGGCUUUCAUUGAUACCCAGCUCUACAUCCACCAGAUGAUCAGCAUAAAGAAUUUCAUCCUGGCUGCUGACCUGAUGAAAAGUAUCUCACUGCUGCGCUACCAGGAGGAGAGCAAGACUCUGUCACUCGUGAGCAGGGAUGCAAAGCCUCUGGAGGUCUACAGCAUCGAAUUCAUGGUGGAUAACAACCAGCUUGGAUUCUUGGUGUCAGAUCGAGACAAGAACCUUUACAUAUAUAUGUAUUUACCUGAAGCUAAAGAGAGCUUUGGAGGAAUGCGUCUGUUGAGGCGAGCUGACUUUAAUGCCGGAGCCCAAAUUAACACAUUCUGGCGGAUGCCGUGCAGAGGAGCCCUGGACACUGGCAGCAAGAAGGCUCUGACCUGGGACAACAAGCACAUCACAUGGUUUGCAACCCUAGACGGAGGAGUCGGCUUGCUCCUCCCCAUGCAGGAGAAGACUUACCGACGGCUACUGAUGUUACAGAAUGCCCUCACCACCAUGCUGCCUCACCAUGCCGGUCUAAACCCGAAGGCUUUCAGAAUGCUACACAGUGACAGACGGAGCCUGCAGAAUGCUGUGAGGAACAUCCUGGAUGGAGAGCUCCUCAACAAGUACUUGUACCUCAGCACAAUGGAGCGCAGUGAGCUGGCCAAGAAGAUUGGUACCACACAAGACAUAAUCCUGGACGACCUUCUGGAGAUCGACAGAGUGACAGCUCAUUUCUGAGAGCAACACUCCCAUGUCUUCUCCACUGAACGCUGUUUUAUACUAAGUGGAAACAUUUUGUUAUGGCCAUAUGUGGGCAACCCUUUUGUUUUUCUUACUGCUAGACAAAAAAAGAGGGCAGCCAUGUUUUCUUAUAUUUUGUAUUAAAAAAUCAACUAUCUUCACAA
Molecule: messenger RNA, 4792 nt
Organism: Monopterus albus (swamp eel)
Lineage: Eukaryota; Metazoa; Chordata; Actinopteri; Synbranchiformes; Synbranchidae
Gene: cpsf1
Product: cleavage and polyadenylation specific factor 1
Exons: 38
Coding region: 213-4625 (1470 amino acids)
Cellular component (GO): nucleus
Molecular function (GO): nucleic acid binding; protein binding
Source: RefSeq, a predicted model, not a curated record